This is a messenger RNA of Purpureocillium takamizusanense, 2450 nucleotides long. It is a transcript of the gene DLD1, whose product is annotated as D-lactate dehydrogenase (cytochrome). The record is from RefSeq and is a predicted model, not a curated record. Gene Ontology annotation, cellular component: mitochondrion. NCBI's taxonomy places the organism in Eukaryota, Fungi, Ascomycota, Sordariomycetes, Hypocreales, Ophiocordycipitaceae. The transcript is spliced from 5 exons. Gene Ontology annotation, biological process: lactate catabolic process. Bases 499 to 2325 code for a protein of 608 amino acids. Gene Ontology annotation, molecular function: FAD binding; D-lactate dehydrogenase (cytochrome) activity; D-lactate dehydrogenase (NAD+) activity.
GAGACGAUUGUCUCCCGGGAAGUCUCCUCCCGACGGGGCCAGCAAUGGAGCUUCGGUGGUGGAGGUCCGCCACACGUUGCAUCCAUGGGCCGGCCGGAUGGAAGUUGUGCGGCACAGCUCAGGCAGGGCCUCCGGCGACCGGCAGCGGAGUGGGCAACGGGCGGCGGGUGACAUGCAGUGGACAGAACAGUCCAUUCCGCAGGCGCUGUUUCCCCACCCUAGGCGCCGGAAGAUAUUCCGGUGUGAGGUGGGCUUCCGACGCAGGGAGCUCGCCGGUCCAUUUUUUUUUGAGACUCCCGUCUGGUCCGGGUACAAGAUUGAGCAGCUGCCUCAACCCGCCACAACGCCCGGCAUACGUUUGGUCUUGCUCGGCCCAACCCUCAAGACUGCCGGCGCGCAUCGCCGACCUGGCACCAGCCUCUUCUCCGUCUCUCGGGCGCACCAAGGCGCUUACGCGACCGACCGACCGACCGACCGACGAGACAAGACAGGCAGACAAUGGCACCGCUGCAGCUGCGAGCUGCCGCACUGCGGCGCCUGGGAGUCGCCGGCCCUCGACUGCCGGCGGCGGUCUCGCGAUGCUACUCGACCGACAUGGAGCCCGAGAAGCCCAAGGCGCAGCCUGCAGUGCGGCAAGGCAACGAGGCCAAGCUCGGGCGCUCCUUCAAGGGCCAGGUCAUGGGCAGCAUUGGUGCGCGACUGCGGCGCGAGAGGGAGCAGCGCGAGCAGUACGAACGCUGGCGCGACAUGACGGACCCGUCGCGUAAUUGGAUGGUUACCGUUCUCUUCCUGUCGAGCGUGGGCAUCGCCUACUACCUGGGCACGUUCUGGCCGCGCGAGCCGGAGCCGGACUCGACCCUCCCGCUAUCCAAGACGCGCGGCCCGCAGCACAACACCAAGCUUGAGAACAUGCAGGCGGCGUGGGCCGACUUUGUCAAGGUCGUGGGCAAAGACAAUGUCAGCACACUCGAGACGGACAUCGAGCACCACUCGACGUCGACGUGGUCGACGCACCAGCCCAAACCCGAUGAGAAGCCCUUCUGCGUCGUCUUCCCAUCGUCAACAGAGGAGGUGUCGGAGGUCAUGAAGAUUUGCCACCAGCGGCGCAUCCCCGUGGUGGGAUACAGCGGCGGCACGAGCCUUGAGGGGCACUACACGCAGACGCGCAAGGGCAUCUCCAUCAACUUUGGCCGGAUGAAUAAGGUCCUGGCGCUACACAAGGAGGACUUGGACGUGGUCGUGCAGCCCGCCGUGGGCUGGGAGGCGCUUAACGAUGAUCUCGGUAAGGAAGGCCUUUUCUUCCCUCCCGACCCGGGCCCGGGGGCCAUGAUAGGCGGCAUGGUGGGUACGGGAUGCAGCGGGACCAACGCCUACCGCUACGGGACGAUGCGCGAGUGGGUGCUCAGCCUGACGGUGGUCAUGGCGGACGGGACCGUCAUCAAGACGCGGCAGCGGCCGCGCAAGAGUUCGGCCGGCUACGACCUGACCAAACUCUUCAUCGGGUCCGAGGGCACGCUGGGGCUCGUGACGGAGGCGACGCUCAAGGUGACGGUCAAGCCGGCGUCGACGAGCGUGGCCGUGUGCGCGUUCCCGUCGAUCCGGCACGCGGCGACGUGCGUGAGCAAGGUGGUAGGUGAGGGCGUGCCCAUCGCAGCGGUGGAGAUACUCGACGACAACCAGAUGCGCAACAUCAACGCGGCGGGCAUAACGUCGCGGACGUGGGCCGAGGCGCCGACACUCUUCUUCAAGUUUGCGGGCACGACGGCGGGCGUCAAGGAGCAGGUGGCGCAGGUGCAGGCGCUGGCACGGGCCGCGGGCAGCACCACCUUUGAGUUUGCGCGCAGCCGGGAGGAGCAGGACGAGCUGUGGAGCGCGCGCAAGGAGGCGCUUUGGAGCACAAUGGCUGCCGGCCGCGACGGCGACCGCGUCUGGACGGGCGACGUGGCGGUGCCAACGAGCAGGCUUCCGGCGCUCAUCGAGGAGACCAAGGAGGACAUGGCGCGGAGCGGGCUAAGCGCGUCCAUAGUCGGGCACGUCGGCGACGGCAACUUUCACACCAUCCUCUUGUAUAGCGACGCGCAGAGGCAAAAGGCCGAGAAGGUUGUACACCGAAUGGUCAAGCGAGCCAUUGAGAUGGAGGGUACGGUCACGGGCGAGCACGGUGUCGGCCUCGUCAAGAGGGACUAUCUGCCGCAUGAGCUGGGCGAGACAACGGUCGAUGCGAUGCGCCAGAUCAAAAAGGCGUUUGACCCGCUGUGCCUGCUCAACUGCGACAAGGUGGUGCGAAUGCAGAAGCCGAAGCGCGGCGAGGUGGAGGAGUGGUAGUCGAGACUCGAGAGCGUCAUAUCAAGGCUGAGGCAGUGUUGUAUGUAUAUCUAUCAAGGUGGCAGAUGUAUUGGGCGCAUACGACGCCGCUUGUACAUGUGUCAAUACACACGGAAUUUUCCGAC